Molecule: messenger RNA, 1433 nt
Organism: Larimichthys crocea (large yellow croaker)
Lineage: Eukaryota; Metazoa; Chordata; Actinopteri; Sciaenidae
Product: ras-related protein Rab-3D
Exons: 5
Coding region: 211-876 (221 amino acids)
Molecular function (GO): GTPase activity; GTP binding
Source: RefSeq, a predicted model, not a curated record
GCUGGUUAAACGGUGUGUGUGUCCCGGUGACAGGCACAUGCACAGUCUGGAGAUCCGGGAGCGGAGCGCCUGAGAGAGGAGCGUCCGAGCGCAGCGCACAGCCCAUCGGCCGCCUGCAGGUAGAGAGGGGGAAGCCCGCGGGGAAGGACGCAGGACACGGACUGGAGGACACGGACCGGAGGACACGGACUGGAGGACAGCAGAUCCGAGAUGGCACUAGCCAAAGAUCCCGGGUCGGGCCCGGAGCAGAGGGACGCAGCCGACCAAAACUUUGACUACAUGUUCAAGCUGCUGAUCAUCGGCAACAGCAGCGUGGGAAAGACCUCCUUCCUGUUCCGCUACGCAGACGACUCCUUCACGUCAGCCUUUGUCAGCACUGUGGGCAUCGACUUCAAGGUCAAGACCAUCUACAGGAACGACAAGAGGGUCAAACUUCAGAUCUGGGACACAGCCGGACAGGAGCGCUACCGGACCAUCACUACCGCUUACUACAGAGGAGCCAUGGGGUUCCUGCUGAUGUAUGACAUCACGAGCCAGGAGUCCUUCUGUGCCGUGCAGGACUGGGCGACACAGAUCAAGACGUACUCGUGGGGGAACGCUCAAGUGGCGCUGGUCGGCAAUAAGCUGGAUUUGGACGAAGACCGGCAGGUCCCCACUGAAGACGCCCAAAGACUGGCCACAGAGCUCGGCUUCCAGUUCUUCGAGGCCAGUGCCAAAGACAACAUCAACGUGAAGCAGGUUUUCGACAAACUCGUGGACGCCAUCUGUGAGAAGAUGAACGAGAGCCCCAACGGCGAGGCCGGCCCGGCGGCCAACAACAAGGGAGCGGACCUGAAGGAGACGCCCGGCAGCAGCCAGGGCGGCUGCGCAUGCUGAGAACUAUCAGUGAACACAGAGCGACUGAUCUGAUCAUUGUGAAUGUACUUUACCAUAUAUGUUACUGCAAUACUAUCACGGAUGCUUGGCUCUCUGAUCUUUUCCUAACUUGGUGGCGACUCUUCGUGAUUUGAACGUGACUGUUACGCUGACAUGCCAAAGACCUGCACUGACCUCUGCUGCUGCUGCAUUCUGUCUUUGUCUGGGUGGGGGAACAGCACCUGUCUGCAGGUGAGGGUGGGUGGGUGAAUGGCAGAUCAACAUGGCGUGGUGGAUCGCUGCCAUUUACUUGAGUCAUGCUACCCCCUUGUGGGCGUGACGUGGAAAUGCAUCACUGUGACUCGUCACACCUGAAAGGUGCUGUGUCAUUCCAGGUCUAUGUGUGUCGUCCAGACUUGUUGUUAUUGUUUUGGAGGGAAUAUUCUCAGCUGCUUUUAAUUUAUAUUUUUAUUUCUUUUGUUUGUUUUUGUACCUUUUAAAGGUUUAAUGCUUCAACGUUUCCUUUCUGGGUUUAUCGUGUCCCUCUAAAAGUUGAAAUUAAAAGACGUGGAUCUAUA